AUGAUGGACCUGGAGUCGCUGCUCCGCGGAGCGUCCUCGGCGCCGGGCGUGGAUAUUCCAAUGGUCGAUGCAGCAGAGACUAUACAAAUCUCAUCUUUGGCCUUGAUCAAAGUAUGCAUUUUUUCACUAUCAUUCAAGAUGCUCAAGCAUGGUCGUGCCGGAGUGCCAAUGGAAGUGAUGGGGUUGAUGUUGGGGGAUUUCGUUGAUGACUACACCAUACGAGUUGUCGAUGUAUUUGCAAUGCCACAGUCAGGCACCGGUGUCAGUGUAGAGGCCGUUGAUCCUGUCUUUCAAAUGAAAAUGCUUGAUAUGCUCAAGCAAACUGGCCGUCCAGAAAUGGUUGUCGGGUGGUAUCAUUCUCACCCGGGUUUUGGCUGCUGGCUUUCAGGCGUUGACAUUGGCACCCAACAGCGGGCAGUGGCCGUUGUUAUUGACCCGAUACAAUCUGUCAAAGGAAAGGUGGUCAUUGACGCUUUUCGAUUGAUUCAACCUCAAACUAUCUCGAUGGGCCAAGAGCCAAGACAAAUUUCGUCUAACAUUGGGCAGCUUCAAAAGCCGUCAAUCCAGAAACUUUUGGCCCUUUCUGAAAGCUAUAGCAAAAGUAUCGAAGAGGAACUGACUAUGACCCCAGAGCAGUUGAAGCUCAGGCACAUCGGAAAAAAGGAUCCAAAACGACACUUGGAGGAAUUGUCUGAUUCCAUUCUUUCUUCAAAUUUGGGCGAGGAGCUUCUAACCCAUAUGAACAGAAAAGUGCUUGUGUAA
Messenger RNA from Mitosporidium daphniae, 762 nucleotides. RefSeq names its product non-ATPase regulatory subunit 14 of 26S proteasome. Gene Ontology annotation, biological process: protein deubiquitination; proteasome-mediated ubiquitin-dependent protein catabolic process. The record is from RefSeq and is a predicted model, not a curated record. NCBI's taxonomy places the organism in Eukaryota, Fungi, Microsporidia. Gene Ontology annotation, molecular function: protein binding; metallopeptidase activity; proteasome binding. The coding region runs from base 1 to 762 and encodes 253 amino acids. Gene Ontology annotation, cellular component: proteasome regulatory particle, lid subcomplex. The transcript has 3 exons.